AGACCGCGGAUCUUGCGUAUCCUGCCACUAGUUGGAUGCUAACCUCGCGAGAAUAUUCAGAAGCUGGUCUGUGGACCGUUUUCAAACUUUGACCAACUUCUCUUGGUUUGUACCCGCUAAUGCGCCGUUGAGUCUCCCAGCAAAGCACCUGACAGCUCGCCGGGAGCCCUUCGGGUUACAGAGUUCAAAUGAAAGCCCUGAUUCUCGCCGCCGGGUACGGAACCAGGCUCCAGAGAGAUGUGUUGGCGGACACCACCGGAAGGUUCGCCGACCUGGCGCACGUCGCCAAGCCGCUGCUGCCCGUCGGUCGGUGCCCUUUGAGCUCACACUGGAUCCACGCGCUGACCGUGUCCGGCUCCGUGGACACCAUCUAUGUCGUGACCAACGCUCUGUACCUCAGGGCAUUUGAAGAAUGGGCGACAAAUUUCACAAAUGUCCAGAUCCUCAGCGACCAGACGACAAGCAAUGAUGAACGACUAGGCGCCGUGGCCUGCCUGCAGCUCGCUGUAAAGCACUUUAACAUAGAAGAUCAUGUCAUAGUUAUCGGAGGUGACACCCUCUUCAAAGAAGAUUUCAGCCUCAGGAAAGUUAAAGAGAGGUUCUCUGAUGUCCAGUCAAAGUGUGAAGACAGCUGCCUUGUGCUGUCGUAUCAGUGCAAAGACGAGGAAACCCAGAAAUAUGGAAUCCUGGAGGCAGACACUGAUCUUCGUGUCCUCUGUAUGAAGGAGAAGCCUCUUCCCUCAGAGACAAAGUCCAGGAGAGCAUGCCCUUGUUUCUACGUGUUUUCAAAAAGAAGUCUUCCUCUGUUGGACACUUUCCUCGAGGAAAAAAAGGAUGCUCCGAUCACAGAGAAAGACGCUCCGGGAAACUUUGUGUCUUGGCUCAUCCCGAGGAAACCUGUUUACAUUCAGGAGAUUUCUGGGCGUUUUGAUGUUGGAAACUUGCCAUCAUAUGUAGAAUGCGAUCUGUACUUCAAAGAAAAACUUCAGGACAUUGAGUCGUACAUGGUGUAAAAGGAAGUUUAUUUUUUUUAAACUGAUCCAA
Molecule: messenger RNA, 1044 nt
Organism: Oreochromis aureus
Lineage: Eukaryota; Metazoa; Chordata; Actinopteri; Cichliformes; Cichlidae
Exons: 8
Coding region: 189-1013 (274 amino acids)
Biological process (GO): biosynthetic process
Source: RefSeq, a predicted model, not a curated record